This is a messenger RNA of Stylophora pistillata, 2238 nucleotides long. RefSeq names its product choline dehydrogenase, mitochondrial. Lineage: Eukaryota; Metazoa; Cnidaria; Anthozoa; Scleractinia; Pocilloporidae. Gene Ontology annotation, cellular component: mitochondrial inner membrane. Gene Ontology annotation, molecular function: flavin adenine dinucleotide binding; choline dehydrogenase activity. The record is from RefSeq and is a predicted model, not a curated record.
CAAGCACAUCUUCGAAGACUUCUGUUGCAUUGGUAUCAACGUUUUGCAUCUAGUUAACUACCGUCUGAUUUAACGUUUUCAUCCAUUUGACUCCAAUUCAGGAAAAUUUCAUGGCCUCUUUCUUGAAGCUUAAAAGAUGUUUCUAUCGAAACCCAACUCCUUCUUUUCAUUUUGUAAAAGUCCGUAAUCCAACUUCACAACAAAAAUGUUUCCUAACUGGAACGGGUAUCACAAGAUAUUCUUCAUCCCAUGACUACAUUAUCUGUGGAGCUGGAUCUGCUGGUUGUGUUCUUGCCAAUCGUUUGUCAGCCAAUGGUGAAAACAAAGUUCUUCUUCUUGAAGCAGGACCAAAAGAUUGGACGUGGAAGAUCCACAUGCCAGCCGCUCUUAUUUAUAACCUUUGUGACAAUAGAUACAAUUGGUAUUAUGAAACAGAACCUCAAGAGUUUAUGGAUAAUAGACGAAUCUAUCAACCCAGGGGGAGGGUAUGGGGCGGAUCCUCGUCUCUAAAUGCAAUGGUGUACAUCAGAGGCCAUGCUUAUGAUUAUGAUCGCUGGGAGAAGGAAGGUGCAGAGGGAUGGUCGUAUGCAGAUUGUUUACCAUACUUCAGGAAGUCUCAGAGUCAUGAACUAGGUUCAGAUGAUUACAGAGGGGGUGAUGGACCACUCAAUGUAUCACGCGGUAAAUCAAACAACCCUUUGUACCAGGCAUUUAUUGAUGCUGGUGUCCAAGCUGGUUAUCCCUUCACAGACGACAUGAAUGGCUAUCAACAGGAAGGAUUUGGUUGGAUGGACAUGACAAUUCAUAAAGGAGUACGGUGGAAUACAGCAAAUGCCUACUUGAGGCCUGCACUGAGACGUAAAAACCUUCGCACAGAGACAAGAACACUGAUAACUAGAUUGGUAUUUGAAAAGAAUCGUGCAUCAGGUGUUGUCUACCACAAGGGCAGUCAAGUGAAAUGUGCCCAGGCCAGAAAGGGAGUUAUCCUGACUUCUGGUGCAGUUAAUACACCACAGAUCCUAAAUCUGUCAGGUAUAGGAAAUGCAGAUGAUCUGAAGAAGCUUGGUAUUCCUGUGAAUGUUCACCUUCCUGGUGUGGGGCAAAACUUUCAAGAUCAUUUGGAGAUGUAUUUCCACCAGGAAUGUACUCAACCUUUAAGUUUGUAUCGCUCUCUCAAGUGGUGGAACAUGGUUCCAAUAGGUGUCAGGUGGUUCCUCACUCGUACUGGCCCUUGUGCCACUGCACAUCUGGAAGCUGGGGGCUUCAUUCGCAGUAGAGAGGGAAUGUCGCAUCCCAACAUCCAGUACCACUUUCUACCCUCCGCAUUUAAAGAUCAUGGUAGAGUGACAGUAGAGAAAGAAGCUUUUCAAGUACAUGUAGGCUCUAUGAGGGCAACAAGUCGUGGGUAUGUGAAGCUUAAGUCAUCCAGUCCAUAUGACCAUCCCAUCAUUCAACCCAACUACCUGUCUACUGAAGAAGAUCGAGUGGAAUUAAGAGAUAGUAUUAGACUCACGCGUGAGAUAUUUAACCAAAAAGCUUUUGAUCCAUUUCGUGGGGAAGAACUACAGCCAGGUGGCAAUGUCCAAACUGACGAAGAAAUCGAUGCCUGGGUACGACAAAAUGCCGACACUGCCUAUCACCCAUCAUGCACCUGUAAGAUGGGUUCCGAAGAUGACCCAAUGGCUGUCGUCAACAACAAAACAGAAGUGUUUGGAGUGGAGAAUUUGAGAGUUGUUGAUGCAUCAAUCAUGCCAAGUAUUGUCAGUGGAAAUCUUAAUGGACCAACUGUCAUGAUAGCAGAGAAGGCAGCUGACAUCAUCCUGGGAAAUCCUUCGUUACCUAAAUCAGAUGCACCAGUUUACAAGACACCAGAAAUAGGCCAGAGAUAAUAAAUGUUAUUCACUGGUGUUAUAAAUACAGUUAAGCAUCCAAACGUGAUUUCAACCUGUCUGUGUAAGAUGUAUCACAAGUUAAGAUGAUUGCCACCAAGUUUGAGUUGAAUCAGGCAAGGUUCCAGACUGAAAAAAAUGGCACUCGAUUAUUUUUUGAAAAAUGAAAAAAAGUAUACUUUCAGUAAUUAUUUAUUUGAAGUCACACCUGUUGUCACUUUAUGUUCAAAGAAGCUUGGCAGCCUUGUGGUGACAUCAAUAAUUACAGUAAGUUAACACUUAGUUCUUAUUAACCCAGCGGGAGGUCUGUAUGGGAGAAUCUUGACCGAGGUUGCCAGUACAGACCGAA